AUGGCGUCCAUAUCCACUUGCUUCUUUACUCCAACACCCAAGUUCAAGCUCAAGCCUCAGUCCGCAGCCUUCUAUCCCAAACCCUUUUUCCGGCUUCAUUCAAUUAGGUUGCAGCCGUCUCUGCAUUUUAGCACUAACUUAAAACUUCGCCGGAGUGCUAAACGCUCUCUUGGUUUGGUUCGGGCUAGUAGUCUUGAUGUCACUACUUCGGCGAUUAAGCCCGGAGCUGCCGUUGAGAGUGACAAGCUUCCGUCCGAUGUGCGGAACCGGGCGAUGGACGCCAUUGAUUCUUUUGGAGGCAGGGUUACUGUUGGUGACGUGGCAAGCAAGGCUGGUUUGAAGCUUAAUGAAGCUCAGAAAGCUCUCCAGGCCCUUGCCGCUGAUACUGACGGUUUCUUGGAGGUAUCAGAUGAAGGUGAUGUAUUAUAUGUAUUUCCGAAGGAUUACCGCGCAAAGCUGACAGCUAAAUCAUUUAGGAUGAGAAUUGAACCUGUGGCAGAAAAGGCAAAGCUGGGAGCUGAAUAUCUCGUUAGGGUCUCCUUUGGAACAGCGCUGAUUGCGUCCAUUGUAAUUGUCUUUACAACAAUUGUUGCUAUUCUUUCAAGUAGAAGUGAAGAUGACAAUCGUAGAGGACGUGGCAGAUCUUAUGGUGGUGGUUUCUCUGUGAAUUUCUUUCCAAGUGAUCUGUUUUGGUACUGGGAUCCAUACUACUAUAGGAGGCGGCGAAUGAGAGAUGAGAGCACCGAUUCGAACUUCAUUGAAUCUGUAUUUUCCUUUGUAUUUGGGGAUGGUGAUCCAAACCAAGGUAUUGAAGAAGAAAGGUGGAAGUUGAUUGGAGAAUACAUUGCUUCAAAUGGUGGUGUUGUUACUGCUGAAGAACUUGCUCCAUUUCUUGAUGUGGAGACUGAAGACAAAACGGACGAUGAUUCCUACGUAUUACCUGUGCUUUUGAGGUUUGAAGGUCAGCCUGAACUAGAUGAAGAGGGAAAUAUCCUUUACAGAUUCCCAUCAAUUCAACGUACUGCUGCCCCAGGGAGACGAGGUAAGAAGGAAUAUCUGGGAAGAAAAUGGGCUAAUUUGGCCAGAGGGCAGAAUUUUUUCAAGGAAAAUAAGUGGAGCUUUAGUAAAACUAAUGCUUCAGAGCGGGCGAUGGUCAUCGGCUUGGGUGGGCUCAAUCUCUUUGGGGUUAUUGUUCUUGGUACCAUGCUGAACACGGCAGUUGAACCCGGAGGAUUUAUCUCGUUUGUGUCCAGUAUAUUUCCCUUGCUUCAGAUAUAUGCUGGCUCUUUCUUUGCAAUUCCUUUGUUUCGAUGGUUUUCCAUUCAAAGAACAAAUGCUAAAAUUGAAAAGAGGAACAAAGCUAGGGAAUCACGUGCUCGGGUGCUAGAAUUGCCUGAUGUGCCCCUUAGACGGAAGCUUUUGAAUGCUCGGGACAUGGCAGAGAGAACUUACAUUGGACAGGAUAGAAUUGUCUACAGUACCGAGAAGGACUUCGUGGAACAAGAUUAUGAUGCUCAAGAAUGGGAUCGAAGAUUUCGGGAGAUGGAGAAGUCAGACUGA
Messenger RNA from Oldenlandia corymbosa var. corymbosa, 1560 nucleotides. NCBI's taxonomy places the organism in Eukaryota, Viridiplantae, Streptophyta, Magnoliopsida, Gentianales, Rubiaceae. The record is from the annotation of a GenBank genome assembly.